Messenger RNA from Impatiens glandulifera, 1590 nucleotides. Its product is annotated as RING-H2 finger protein ATL13-like. The coding region runs from base 79 to 1419 and encodes 446 amino acids. NCBI's taxonomy places the organism in Eukaryota, Viridiplantae, Streptophyta, Magnoliopsida, Ericales, Balsaminaceae. The transcript has a single exon. The record is from RefSeq and is a predicted model, not a curated record.
AUCAAACAUUGCAUUUACUUCCUUCCAACUCCCCCAUUUCAUAAAGAUUGAAUCUUUAGGUUACAAUUCGUGGAAAAUAUGAGUUGGGUUUUCCUUCAAAUGAAAGACGGAAGCUUUCUCUCGCCGUCGCAACAAGCAUCUUUAUCUUUCCGGCAACCACCUCCUCCUCCGUUAACUCAAAUGUCGAAUCUUCAUUCAAACGGAUUCAAUUUAGACCAGAAGGUAAGCCCGAGUAUAUUACUCAUCAUCGUGAUUCUCGCAAUCAUUUUCUUUGUUUCCGGAUUACUUCAUCUCUUAGUUAGAUUCCUUUUAAGACCUCAAAAUAGAGACCCAGAUGAUUUUGAUAACGUAACCGCCCUUCAAGGUCAGUUACAGCAACUCUUUAAUCUUCAUGAUGCCGGAGUUGAUCAAUCGUUUAUAGACACUCUCCCUGUUUUCAAUUACAAAUCGAUUAUAGGUGUUAAAGACCCAUUUGAUUGCGCUGUUUGUCUUUGUGAAUUUGAGGCUGAUGAUAAUCUCAGAUUGUUACCUAAAUGUAGCCAUGCUUUUCACAUGGAGUGUAUUGAUACAUGGUUACUGUCUCAUUCAACUUGUCCUCUUUGUCGGGCUAGUUUGAUUUCUGAUUUCUCACCAAACGCUAGCCGGUCUCCGAUCGUUCUUGUGCUUGAAUCCGGCAGUGGGGAGAGUUCUAGAGAGAUUCUUGACCCAGAUAGGGAGAAUUGUCAAAUGGGUAUUAACAAUUCCAUUGAGGAUGAUUCGAUUCAACCGAUUCCUGUUGGAACAGGGGAAAAAGUGGUGGCGGUUAAGCUCGGAAAGUUUAAGAAUGUUGACGGUGCUUCUGCUGCCGGAGAAGAUGAACAAGAAGGUAGUAGUGUUGUUAAUAGCAGUACUGUUGAUUCUAGAAGAUGUUUCUCUAUGGGUUCAUUUGCUUAUAUAUUAGAUGAAACUUCAUCUCUUCGUGUACCCAUUAGAACUCCGAUUAAGAAACUAUCAAGCAAGAAACCAUCUUUACCGCUGGGCGGCGGCGGCGGCGGUCAGAGAUUGGCUAUGUCGGAAUGCGAUUGCGAAUCAAGAAGAGAUUUCAAUGGAUUCGAAAGUUCUAUAGGUAAGAAUUCAAGAGAAGGAGAAAGAGAAAGAGAUAGCUUCUCUUUUUCUAAGAUUUGGCAAAGGACGACGAAGGAGUUUGAUAGAUCGGCCGGACGGGCGUUUUCGUUCAGGAAUUCGGUUGCCGGAGAUGAUGAUUUUAAACGCAAGAGCGUUGGCGGUGGGAGUAGCGUUUUGGGUUGCGACGAGGAAAACCAGAACCGGUCUAGUUUUGCUUCUCAACCGAGCCAACCGUCUUUUGCUAGAAGGACUUUACUUUGGCUAGUCGGUGAACAGAACAAGGUUGUUCAUUCAUCUUCUUCCCCAAAUGUUUAGUUUUAAUUUUAAUUAUAUGUUUUUAAUUUUCUAUUUAUGAUUUUUAUACAUAUUUCUUCAUUAUCAAAUCAAACAAAAUGUUACAAAUAUUUUUAGUUUGUGUUGUACCUCUUACUUUCCUAUACUCAAUUUAAUUUAACCAUUUUAUAAGAUUAAAAUUUCAAUUUCUUA